GCGUAUGACGUCCGUCGCUGCUUGCAUUGUCUCUCCAGUUGAAUAUCUCCCCGCAGCAACCUUUUGAGUCGGUUAAGGGUCGGCGUCUGUCCGAGUCGCUGCAACUAGCCCAGUUCGAACUUCGAAGGGUAUUGUCCGGGCUGCUGCAUACUUGACUCCAGAUUUGCAGGAAUAGUCGACUCACUCAGGCUGACAUGGAGCGCACUGUUUCCAUCCUGUCUCCUCUGACACCGCAUAACUCAACGUGUGGCUACUGCUCGCCACCAGGGAGAAGAAGCGAGACCAAGUCCAAUUGGCAUGCCGCAGAGUGCAUACCUUUGCGAAUGUCGUGCGAGGCAUACCAAAAGAUGAUAGACCGCGGUUGGAGACGAUCGGGUACGUAUUGUUACAAACCAGAUCUCAAGAAGUCCUGUUGUCCACAGUACACUAUCAAGCUCGACGCUCAUGCAUUCAAACUAUCAAGGAGCCAGCGCAAACUCCUGAACCGCUGGAACCGCUUCGUGCUCCACGGGGAAGGCGGUGAAGACGCCCUCGACGAGGCUGGAAGCAAGCCCAAACAGGGGAAUGCUCACAAAGGGAAGAAGACAGAGACCGCCCUUUCUCUGACUGACUAUAUUCAUGCGUCCGACUAUGACUUCUGUGAGACCGAAUUGCCAGAGCAUCGGUUUGAGGAAAGCUCUUCCCGUUGAUAUGAGGAAUCCAUGAAUUGACUCCAUGUACAACUAGGUUACACUUGAGCCGUCCUCGUUCACGGAUGAGAAAUUCGACCUCUACAAGAGCUAUCAACGCAACAUCCACUGCGAGGAGGAAAACUUGCCGAGCAGCUUCAGGCGUUUCCUUGUUGAAACACCGUUACAGCGUCAAACCAUACAAUACCCUUCUCCGCCAUCUAGACAUCU
Molecule: messenger RNA, 899 nt
Organism: Fomitopsis serialis
Lineage: Eukaryota; Fungi; Basidiomycota; Agaricomycetes; Polyporales; Fomitopsidaceae
Product: arginine-tRNA-protein transferase
Exons: 6
Coding region: 195-689 (164 amino acids)
Biological process (GO): protein arginylation
Cellular component (GO): cytoplasm
Molecular function (GO): arginyl-tRNA--protein transferase activity
Source: RefSeq, a predicted model, not a curated record